UCUCCUCCCGUGGGAGGAGACAGGAGGAGAGGCCGGCAGGACUAUAAAGAGUCCGCUUCCCGGGACAGCCAGCACACCCCUACCGUACAGCACUGUCACGCACACAGCCCGGCAACCUGCGCAUACAAGGUACUAUGGUGAAGCGUAUUGCAGUCAUCCUCUCAGGCUGUGGCGUCUAUGACGGCACAGAGGUCCAUGAGGCCUCAGCCGUCCUCGUCCAUCUGAGUCGGGCUGGAGCAAAAGUGCAGAUGUUUGCUCCGAACGCAGAUCAGAUGCACGUUGUAAAUCAUUGCGAGGGGAAACCUACAGAGGAGAAAAGAAACAUCCUGCAGGAAAGUGCCCGCAUCGCCAGGGGUGAUGUGACUGAUCUGGCCAAGUUAGAUGUUACAGCAUUUGAUGCCGCCAUCAUCCCAGGGGGUUUUGGUGUGGCUAAGAACCUGAGUGACUGGGCAGUGAAGAAUAAGGACUGCACCAUCCAGCCACAGGUGGAGAGGAUCAUCGAAGCUUUCCACAAAGCUGGAAAGCCGCUGGGCAUGUGCUGCAUCUCCCCCGUCCUUGCUGCCAAAAUCCUGCCUGGAUGCGAGCUCACCGUGGGACAGGACAGAGAGUCUGAAAAGUGGCCGUAUGCUCAGACAGCAGGUGUUGUGAAGGAGAUGGGUUGCAAACAUGUGAACAAGGAUGUGGAAGAAGCUCAUGUUGAUGUCAAAAACAAGCUGGUCACCACCUGUGCCUUCAUGUGCAAUGCUCCCAUUCACAAAGUUUUUGAUGGAAUAGGUGUCUUGGUUAUGGAGACACUGAAACUGGCUUAAGAGCUCCUCAAAUUACAUUCUGGAUGUUUCUUUUGAAUUACCUAGAAAGCAAGUGUUUGUGAUUUUCUAUACAACGUGUUUAACAUUAACUUUUCGCACUUGUCGCAUCCCUGACCAUUUGUCUCGUGUUAUAUCAUUAUUGUGUUGUUUUGAGAUUUUCAAUAAAAGCUUGGCUACACAUUA
This is a messenger RNA of Xiphias gladius (swordfish), 992 nucleotides long. RefSeq lists its product as uncharacterized. The record is from RefSeq and is a predicted model, not a curated record. The transcript has 5 exons. Lineage: Eukaryota; Metazoa; Chordata; Actinopteri; Istiophoriformes; Xiphiidae. The coding region runs from base 135 to 809 and encodes 224 amino acids.